Meloidogyne enterolobii is the source of this 359-nucleotide messenger RNA. Lineage: Eukaryota; Metazoa; Nematoda; Chromadorea; Rhabditida; Meloidogynidae. The record is from the annotation of a GenBank genome assembly.
AUAAGAAUGUUGUUGGGGCUCGUCGCUCCUCAUCGCGUGUUCUCUCAUCUAUUGAGCAAAAGGCCGAAGGGGAGAAGAAGACGAAGACUAAGGAAUAUCGUGAGAAGAUCGAAAGCGAAUUGCGUCACAUUAGUAAAGGGGUUUUGAAUCUUCUGGACAAAUUUCUUAUUCCGAAAGCUGGAACUCCUGAUUCUAAAGUGUUCUACCUUAAGAUGAAGGGCGACUACUAUCGUUAUUUGGCUGAGAUUUCUUCUGGUGAUGAGUUGACUGAUGUUGUCGACAAAUCACAACAGAGUUACCAAGAGGCUUUCGGACUAAAUGCAGCCAACUCAUCCGAUUUGGCUUGGUCUUACACUUAA